AUGUUGAUACAAGAACAACGUUCAAUAAUUCAUUCUGCUGCUGAAUUUCUUGCUGCCAGAGUCAAGGCACAUUUUCUCGACGAUUUUAGACCAAGAGUACUCAUCAUCUGCGGUUCAGGUCUUGGUGGAAUUUCUAAUAAAAUUUCUUCUGAUGAUCCUAAACCCUUGGAAAUUGGAUACGAUGAUAUUCCGGGAUUCAAAAAGAGUACGGUUGCAGGUCAUCAAGGUGCAUUGAUAUUUGGUAAAAUGAAUGGUGUGCCCGUUGUUCUAAUGAAUGGUAGACUGCAUGGAUAUGAAGGCCAUUACCUCUUCGAAAUCACUCUGCCCAUAAGGGUUCUUCACCACAUGGGGGAUGUUAAACAAUUAAUUGUUACCAAUGCGGCUGGUGGUAUAAAUCCAAAGUUUGAACCUUGUGAUUUAAUGUGCAUUUAUGACCAUAUCAAUUUACCUGGAUUUGCUGGUUUACAUCCUUUGAAAGGUUCAAAUUUUGAUGAAACUGGCCCAAGAUUCUUACCACUAAGUGAUGCUUAUGAUUUAGGUUUAAGAAAAUUGUUGUUUAAAAAGAAACAAGAGUUAGGGAUUGAUAGACCACUUCAUGAAGGUACCUACAUGUACGUUUCUGGACCAACUUUUGAAACUAGAGCGGAAAGCAGACUUAUACGCCAAUUGGGCGGUGAUGCAGUGGGUAUGAGUACAGUUCCAGAAAUUAUUAUCGCAAGACAUUGCGGCUGGAGAGUAUUAGCACUAUCCCUAAUCACUAAUAAAUGUGUAAUUGAUCCACCACCAAGUGCGUUAGAAACCGAGCAACCCCCCAUGGAUCAAGGUAUAGCGUCUCAUGCUGAAGUCUUAGAAAAUGGUAAAAAGGCUUCAUUAGACGUUGAACUACUUGUUGCUGCGGUGGUAUCAGAAUUAUAA
Molecule: messenger RNA, 915 nt
Organism: Zygosaccharomyces rouxii
Lineage: Eukaryota; Fungi; Ascomycota; Saccharomycetes; Saccharomycetales; Saccharomycetaceae
Gene: PNP1
Product: purine-nucleoside phosphorylase
Exons: 1
Coding region: 1-915 (304 amino acids)
Biological process (GO): nucleoside metabolic process
Cellular component (GO): cytoplasm
Molecular function (GO): purine-nucleoside phosphorylase activity
Source: RefSeq, a predicted model, not a curated record